AUGGCCGAAACACCAACAACUAAAAAGUCUCUUUCCUUCUUCGGUUUGUUAGGAAUGACAGACAACAUACUGACAGAAGGACCUGAACCAACCUCAACAUACCUGGGUCGAUCUCAAGGUCUGUUAGCUGCAUCCUCACAAGAAGAAUUUACUCUUGUGAUGGCUACAAGUUUUGUGUUCAAAGGAGGGAAUUUCAGUGGGAGUAGUUUGAGUGUUUUGGGACGGAAUCCGUUUAUGGAUUUGGUUGAAUUGCCGAUUGUUGGAGGAACUGGUGCUUUCAGAUUCGCUUGUGGGUUUGCAGUGGUGAAAACACAUUGGGUUAAUACAGCUACACAUGAUUUGAUCGAAGAAUACCACAUGACUGUCAUGCACUACUAA
This is a messenger RNA of Papaver somniferum (opium poppy), 378 nucleotides long. Its product is annotated as dirigent protein 23-like. The coding region runs from base 1 to 378 and encodes 125 amino acids. The transcript has a single exon. The record is from RefSeq and is a predicted model, not a curated record. NCBI's taxonomy places the organism in Eukaryota, Viridiplantae, Streptophyta, Magnoliopsida, Ranunculales, Papaveraceae.